Messenger RNA from Prorocentrum cordatum, 1701 nucleotides. The record is from the annotation of a GenBank genome assembly. Lineage: Eukaryota; Dinophyceae; Prorocentrales; Prorocentraceae.
AUGAUCGUUGCGACCACGACGCUGGUGAUAAGCGCGCCAUAUUUCAUGCCCUACCCAGGUUACAGCGGGAACCUCAGCGUUUCGGGCACGGUGCAGAUCAUGGCCGCGGACGACGAUGCAACAAGCCAGACCCUCACGUGGUAUUUGCAGGGCAUCGACGCCGCCUGUACGGCGGGCGCCGGAGACGACGUGACCAAUGGUUGUGGCAUUCACGUGCACCAAGGAACUUCUUGCGCCGUCGCUGAUGACGUUGGAGGCCAUUACUACAGCAGCGAUAUCAGCACUGAUCCCUGGUUGGACGUCGUGUACGUCGCGGGCGCGAACUCCUCGCAGUCGUCGGGCAGCGCGACGGUAGCGACAGGGCUGACACUCUCGGAGAUGGAGGGCAGGGUCUUUGUGGUGCACGAGCUCGCGGGGGGAGGUCGUGUCGCCUGCGGCAUCCUCUCUGGCUCGUCGCUGACGGCGGGUCUGAGCACGCUGUCGACCUAUCCGGGCUACACAGGGGAAUACACCAGUGUAUCGGGGACGGUGACAAUCAGAGCCGCUACUGACGAUUCUGCACUGCAGAACCUCGACUGGGACCUGGAGGGUAUCGACCCCAGCUGCACGUUGGGCGCAGGAGACGACGUGACCAAUGGCUGUGGCAUUCACGUGCACGAAGGGACUUCCUGCGAUGUCGCCGCUGAAGUUGGAGGCCAUUUUUACAGCAGCGAUAUCAGCACGGAUCCUUGGGCGAACGUUGUGUACGUCGCAAGUGGAACCGCAUCGUCGGGCAGCACAACAGUAAUAACCGGACUGACACUCUCGGAGCUCGUUGGGAGGGCCUUUGUGGUGCACGGGCUCACGAGCGGCGUGCGCAUCGCAUGUGGUAUCCUCCAGGCCGCUCCCACAAUGUUGUCAGUGAGCAGUGGAAUCGGUCAGUACCCUGGAUACGAAGGAGGCCUCAAUGUGACUGGAGUCGUGACCCUCACGGGAGACACGACACAGACUCUCCAAUGGGACCUUGCAGGCUUGGACACAGCAUGCAUGUCCGGCGCAGGAGACGAUGUGACCAACGGCUGUGGCAUCCACGUGCACGAAGGCAUGUCUUGCGAUGUCGCCGACGACGUUGGAGGCCAUUACUACAGCAACGAUCGCAGCACGGAUCCUUGGGCGGACGUCGUGUACGUUUCGGACAAUUCGGGAAUGUCCUCUUCGAAGACGACGGUGGACACCGGAUUGAUGCUUUGGGACCUUGUAGGCCGGGCGUUCGUGAUCCACGAGCUCACCAGCGGCCGCAGGAUCGCGUGCGGCGUGCUGGUGGCGGGCGAGAUGGCGAGUGCGGUCUCUUUCGAGAGCUACCCAGGCUACACAGGCAGCCUUAGCGUCGCAGGCACGGUCAGCAUAGCCAGCUCGGGCGUCGCCUCCCAGGUCCUGACGUGGGACCUCACGGGCGUGGACUCCGAGUGCACCGCCGGCGCUGGGGACGAGGUGGCGAACGGGGAUCCACCUGCGCCGAACACAGCGAGCCUCAGCUCGGAUCCGUGGGCCGACGUCGUCUACGUCGCGGACGCCUCUGGAACCUCGACGGGCGCUGCGGAGGUCGCCACUGGCCUUACGCUCGCCGACCAGGUGGGCAAGGCCUUCGUGGUUCACGCCCUCACAGGGGGGGCCCGGGUCGCCUGCUCGCUUGUGGGCGCGGAGGAGGAGGACCAUGAUGCC